This is a messenger RNA of Lytechinus variegatus (green sea urchin), 830 nucleotides long. Its product is annotated as p53 and DNA damage-regulated protein 1-like. NCBI's taxonomy places the organism in Eukaryota, Metazoa, Echinodermata, Echinoidea, Temnopleuroida, Toxopneustidae. The record is from RefSeq and is a predicted model, not a curated record. The transcript is spliced from 5 exons. The coding region runs from base 80 to 511 and encodes 143 amino acids.
GACGUUGCGAAAGCUCUUUGGUAAGCAUUACGGAUACGAUCAAGGCCAUGUUGACUACCGUACUGGUAUUUCAUGCAAAAUGUCCGGAUCCAGAGAUACGAACUUCGUCUUAACUCAUCUUGGUGAAUUGGAAGCACUUGCAGAAGAAAUUCUCACCGAAAAACAGCAGAUUGUGGAUCUUGAUCGGAAGAGAAACCAAAGCAGAGAAGCAGUUCGAGCGCUCAAAAACCAGACAGAAUCUCAGAAGAGUAAAAAGGAAGUCAAAACAUGGGUCAGCUUCGGGAACACUUUCAUUAAAUUUCCAGCCAAGAAUGUCAAGAUGAUGCUUACCAAUGAUCAGAAGAAGCUGGACGAAGAGAUCAAUGAUCUGAGGAAUGGAUUAAAGCCAAAGGUUGCCAAACUUAGAGAAAUGGAAGGUCAAGAAGAGAAAAAGGGGUUUGAUCUGAAGGCAAUGUCUCGGGAUGAACUGAAGGCAGUGUACCAUCCUACGGGCUUCCAAGGCAACACCUGAUGGCUUAGAUUAAACCAAGAUGGACACUGCAGUCAACAGAGGAACAGUCAGUCCUGUACAUGACACCAUCAAUAGAGGGAGUCUUCACAGAUGGUUAUUCAGGUUGUACUGGCUACAGGAGUGGCCAUGUCCCUCUAGGAAGCAUGUUGCCAUGAGAGCAUUUGAGAAUCCGUGUGGUAUUCACAUGAGUUAAGCCUAAAAAUUCUCCAACUUAAGAAUUCUCCCCCAAAAUACAAUUUUAAGUUAGCAAUCAUAGUUCAUCUGGAAACAUUUUCUUCAGUCACUGUGUCAUUCACACAAAAGUAUGAUUCUUUCAUAC